Mus pahari (shrew mouse) is the source of this 6940-nucleotide messenger RNA. It is a transcript of the gene Myt1, whose product is annotated as myelin transcription factor 1. Gene Ontology annotation, molecular function: DNA-binding transcription factor activity, RNA polymerase II-specific; RNA polymerase II cis-regulatory region sequence-specific DNA binding; zinc ion binding. The record is from RefSeq and is a predicted model, not a curated record. Gene Ontology annotation, cellular component: nucleus. Lineage: Eukaryota; Metazoa; Chordata; Mammalia; Rodentia; Muridae. The transcript is spliced from 23 exons. The coding region runs from base 402 to 3791 and encodes 1129 amino acids. Gene Ontology annotation, biological process: regulation of transcription by RNA polymerase II.
CCAAGGGUUCAUGGGUAGCGUAUUUACAAAGGAGCCUCCUCCGCCAGCCCGUGCCACCGCUGCUAAUGAGAGCGGUCAUUAAGUAAAUGAGACAUCGCCUUUAGCUGGCUUAGGAGUUCGCACACUGAGGGGAGAAGAUAUUUAAUUGAAACCCACACACAGGCUUCCCCACACGUGACUGCGGUGAGGGAGGCAGCUGCCUUCCCCUCCCCCGUCCUCCCCCCACCCCCCCAUGUAAAUUUCAUGAUUGCUUUCCGUGAUGUCAUUUUGAAAGAGGACAGACAAUAGCUGUGGGGAAAGAAGAUGAGUUCCGGGGCAAACUUCUGACCCAGAGGUGGACACAGGAAGACAAGACUAGUAGCUGCAGAACUGAGAGACAUUUCCUGUGUAGAUACAACAAGAUGAGCUCAGAAAGUGAUGACAAGCGAGCCCGCACGCGUUCCAAGACCCUCCGAGGACCCCCAGAGACCACAGGUGCAGACCUCAGCUGUCCUACCCCAGGAUGUACUGGUUCAGGACAUGUGCGGGGCAAGUACUCCAGACAUCGAAGCUUACAGAGUUGCCCUCUGGCCAAGAAGAGAAAACUGGAGGAUGCUGAGACUGAGCACCUGGUAUCCAAGAGGAAGUCACACCCUCUGAGGCUGGCUCUGGAUGAGGGUUACCGCAUGGACAGUGAUGGCAGUGAGGAUGCUGAAGUGAAGGAUGCCUCUGUUUCAGAUGAAUCAGAAGAACCCCUGGAGGAGGCUGAGGCUGAGAUGUCAGGACAGGAGGAGAUUCAUCACCCACAGACAGCUGAAGGAAAAAGCCUCAUCAAGCCCCAUUUUGGCUCCAACCCCACAAGCAGCCCUUCUGGCUUCUCCAAGAGCAGCUACAGUAGCUACCAGGGGAUCAUUGCAACUUCCCUCCUAAAUCUGGGCCAAAUUGCUGAAGAGACCCUUGUGAAGGAGGAUUCAGUCUCAGUAGCUAAGUUGGGCCCCACUGUUGUUCAUCAGCUUCAGGAUGAGGCUGCAAUGGGGGUCAACAGUGAUGAGGGUGAAAAGGACCUCUUUAUACAGCCAGAAGAUGUGGAGGAGGUCAUUGAAGUCACAAGUGAACGUUCCCAGGAGCCAUGCCCCCAGUCUCUGAAGGAUAUGGUUAGUGAAGAGACAAGCAAGCAGAAAGGGGUCCUAGGUCAUGAGGAGGAGGGAGAGGAGGAGGAAGAAGAUGAAGAAGAAGAGGAGGAAGAGGAAGAGGAGGGAGAGGAAGGAGAAGAGGAAGAGGAAGAGGAGGAGGAAGAAGAAGAGGAGGAAGAGGAAGAUGAAGAGGAAGAGGAGGAGGAGGAGGAGGAAGCAGCUUCAAAUGUUAUCUUUGGGGAAGACACCUCCCAUACCUCUGUCCAGAAGGCUUCUCCUGAGUUCCGAGGCCCAGAGCUAUCCAGUCCUAAACCUGAGUACUCAGUCAUCGUGGAGGUUCGUUCUGAUGAUGACAAGGAUGAGGAUUCACACUCCCAGAAGUCAGCAGUCACAGAUGAAUCAGAAAUGUAUGACAUGAUGACCCGUGGGAAUUUAGGCCUUCUGGAGCAGGCCAUUGCCCUGAAGGCUGAGCAGGUGCGAGCGGUCUGUGAGUCUGGCUGUCCACCUGCUGAGCAGGGCCAUCUGGGCCCAGGAGAGCCAGGGAAAAUGGCAAAGCCCCUGGAUGUGGUGAGGAAGAGCUGCUACAGCAAAGAUCCUUCCAGGGUGGAGAAGCGUGAAAUCAAGUGUCCAACACCUGGCUGUGAUGGCACUGGCCAUGUUACUGGAUUGUACCCUCAUCACCGCAGCCUGUCUGGCUGUCCCCACAAGGAUAGAAUCCCUCCAGAGAUCUUGGCCAUGCAUGAAAAUGUACUGAAGUGCCCUACUCCUGGCUGCACGGGCCAAGGCCACGUGAACAGCAACCGCAAUACUCACAGAAGUUUAUCUGGAUGUCCCAUUGCUGCUGCUGAAAAAUUAGCCAAAUCUCAUGAGAAGCAGCAAUUGCAGACAGGAGAUCCUCCCAAAAAUAACUCCAAUUCGGAUCGGAUUCUCAGGCCCAUGUGUUUUGUGAAGCAGCUUGAGGUUCCACCUUAUGGGAGCUACCGACCCAAUGUGGCUCCCGCCACACCCAGGGCCAACUUGGCCAAGGAGCUGGAGAAGUUCUCCAAAGUCACCUUUGACUACGCAAGUUUUGAUGCUCAGGUUUUUGGCAAACGUAUGCUUGCCCCAAAGAUUCAGACCAGCGAAACCUCACCCAAAGCCUUCCAAUGCUUCGAUUACUCUCAUGAUGCUGAGGCUGCACACAUGGCUGCCACAGCCAUCCUGAACCUCUCCACUCGAUGUUGGGAGAUGCCAGAGAACCUUAGCACAAAGCCACAGGACCUCCCCAGUAAGGCUGUGGACAUUGAGGUAGAUGAAAAUGGAACUCUGGACUUGAGCAUGCAUAAACAUCGCAAGCGGGAAAACACUUUUCCCAGCAGUAGCAGCUGCAGUAGCAGCCCUGGUAUCAAGUCUCCUGAUGUCUCUCAGCGUCAGAGCAGUACCAGUGCCACCAGUAGCUCUAUGACCUCACCACAGUCCAGCCAGGCCUCUCGCCAGGAUGAGUGGGACCGUCCUCUAGACUACACCAAACCUAGUCGACUUCGAGAGGAAGAGCCUGAGGAGUCAGAGCCAGCAGCACACUCUUUUGCUUCUUCUGAAGCAGAUGAUCAGGAGGUGUCAGAAGAGAACUUUGAGGAGCGAAAGUAUCCAGGGGAAGUCACCCUAACCAACUUUAAGCUGAAGUUUCUUUCCAAGGACAUAAAGAAGGAGCUUCUCACCUGUCCCACCCCCGGCUGUGACGGCAGUGGCCAUAUCACCGGGAACUAUGCCUCCCAUCGCAGCCUCUCUGGUUGCCCUCUUGCUGACAAGAGCCUCAGAAACCUCAUGGCUGCCCACUCUGCUGACCUCAAGUGCCCCACACCUGGCUGUGAUGGCUCUGGCCACAUAACAGGGAACUAUGCUUCACACCGGAGUUUGUCAGGCUGCCCACGUGCCAAGAAGAGUGGACUCAAGGUGGCGCCUACCAAGGAUGACAAGGAGGACCCCGAGUUGAUGAAGUGCCCAGUUCCAGGCUGUGUGGGGCUCGGCCACAUCAGCGGCAAAUAUGCCUCUCACAGGAGUGCUUCUGGCUGCCCACUGGCUGCUCGGAGGCAGAAAGAGGGAGCUCUCAAUGGUUCAUCUUUCUCGUGGAAGUCGCUGAAGAAUGAGGGCCCUACUUGCCCCACCCCAGGUUGCGACGGCUCUGGCCAUGCCAACGGCAGUUUUCUCACCCACAGAAGUUUGUCUGGCUGUCCCAGAGCAACCUUUGCUGGAAAGAAAGGAAAACUCUCAGGGGAUGAGAUUCUCAGCCCAAAGUUCAAGACAAGUGAUGUGCUGGAGAAUGAUGAGGAGAUCAAGCAGCUAAAUCAGGAAAUACGAGACUUGAAUGAGUCCAAUUCGGAAAUGGAGGCUGCCAUGGUGCAGCUGCAGUCUCAGAUCUCUUCCAUGGAGAAGAACCUGAAGAACAUCGAGGAGGAGAACAAGCUCAUUGAGGAGCAGAAUGAGGCCCUGUUUCUGGAAUUGUCUGGGCUUAGCCAGGCCCUCAUCCAAAGUCUUGCCAAUAUUCGCCUUCCACACAUGGAACCAAUAUGUGAACAGAAUUUUGACGCCUAUGUGAACACCCUCACUGACAUGUACUCCAAUCAGGACUGCUACCAGAAUCCGGAGAACAAAGGCCUUCUGGAAACGAUCAAGCAAGCUGUGAGGGGCAUUCAGGUCUAGGCUGCACUGCACACAGGAGUCUGCUCUGCUCCUCACAGCAAGGACUCUGACUUCUAGUCACUUCUAAUUGGAAGCCUGGGUGCAGCCUUGUGCAGCUAACCCAAAGGGGAGCCUGGAAAUCAGUGCCUCCUAUGAUGUCCCCAUUAGGCCCAGGCAUGAAGACCUCUCUAUGUGAGUGCCUGGGGACACUGAAGUAUUGCAAAGUGAUUUAUUUUUGUUUUUGUUUUUUGUUUUUUUUAAAGAAGUUUGAAGAGCAGCUCAAAGUCUCCGGUGGAAGCUCAUGGACAAGGUUCUCAGGGAAGUUUUGGAGUUUGCAGCCACAGUAUUCCAUUAUUUGUCAAGGUUGGGAGGGCAACCUUGGACUUGCUGGGUGUUAGUCUCAGCAGGAGGGCAUGCCUAGGUUUCUGGCUAUGCUCACUGAGGCCCACGUGACAAGUAUGUUUUGUGUUUUCAUUUAAUUCAACUUUGUGUUAAAGGUGCACAAUACUCUGCUUCAGAGGUGAAUCUAGGAACAGGCUUCCCAGGUGGCAGUCUACACAGUUGAUGAGCAUCAUAGAAAGUCAUCUGAAGGGUUUUUUGUUCUGUUUCGUUUCGUUUUGUUUUGUUUUGUUUUGUUUUGUUUUUCAGUUGGAGGCCCUGAAAAAUCAGCCACUUACUUGGGCAGCAGAUGCCUUUAAGCUGUGCAGACCUGCUUUCUCCUGGCUCCAUUCUUUAACCCUUGGCUUGGGCUCUAAGUCCAAGACCACUGGGCCAAACCUCUGGUGUCUGUACCUCCAUCCAGGUGCUGGACCCAUCAUUGUAUCUUUUCCUGCAUAGGUUUGCUCCUUGUAUCCAAGGUGACUGCAGUGGAGACAGGAGACCAGAGGUAAAUUGUUACAGGGAGACCACCAAGAUUUCACUUCUUUAUAGGUUCAUUUAAGAUGUGAAAAGGAUAAAUUUUAAUUUAAUGUGUUAAAAACACAAUGUUCUUACUGUGUAAAUAGAGUCCAAGUCAAUUGUGACUGCAAUUCCAAAUUAGUAUUUAAAAGUAGAGAAAUUGCACUUCUUGGAAGACACUGAAAGUAGUUAGUUUAUUCUGUAAAUUAUUUAAUUUUGUCAUAAGUAUUUAUAUUCUUACCCUCUUAUGUUAAUGUUUGCUAUUUAUUAUUUUUAUUUAUUUAUUUUAUACUAUUUCAACUAGAUGACACACUAGGGCACCAUAAGAGUUAAAUAAGUUAAAUUGAAACAAAAACAUUUAUUUGACUAUAAGAUAGGCCACAAAGAGUCUUGAUAUAACUUCUAGUUAUAAUUUUGAUGCAACCAAGUUAUUUUUUAUAUAUUUUGUUAUUUAUUCUUUUAAUAAUGGAAUUUUUUAAAAAAGUAUUUUGUAACUGAAGAAUUUUGAUAAUUUGGGUUUUUCUCCCCAUUGGUCCACCAGAGAGAAAGGUGUUUGGUUUUCUUUUUCCCUUUGGGUUCCUUUUGUCAGGCCAAUAACAGCAAAUGGAAUUCUGUAUUUAUUAUUAUUUAAGUGUAGUGCAGAUGUGUGUGCUCUGGUGUUUCUUGUGUUGCAUUUGUGGAGGUUCUCAUGGAUGAUUCAUGUUGCUGUGAGGGAGUGCUGGCCAUGGUCAGUUCUAGGCAAUGGACUUGCUGGCCAAGCUACCCAGGAUCUUGAUACCCCAAUACUGUGACCCUCCUUCCUCAGGAAACACGUUGGACCCACAGUACCUCGUGGUGUGUUUGGAGGGUGAUUUCUAAUAAAAGUCUCACUGUGCAUAGGUGCUAUGGUCUGUGAGGAGGCUGCUACUCUGAUCUUUAUGCUUCUGGGAGUGCUAUGAGGGUGGUCGUGGUAAGAGGGCCCUUCUAUUUAAGUCUUUCUCUGGUACCAGUGUGGCUCAGCUACCACUUCUGUUGGACCUUCCUUCCCUCAAGUGUGGUUCUCCAAGAUCUAAUUCACUGCACCCCACCUUUUCCCAUGAGCCAGCCAUAUCCACAUCAUGCCCUCCCGCCCCCAGCCCUGCCUCCAAGUUUUCUCUUAGAGUCAGGAAGAAACAGUUGUCCAGCUUGGGUUGCUAGAUUAGAAGAAUGCAGUAUACCUGUGCUUCCAUACCAUCAUCCUUUUUUUUUCUUUCCAUACCAUCUUUCUUAUCUAUAAAUAAAUGAGAAUUCAGAUAUUUUGGUACAAGGCAGAACCGAGCACUGAGUUAGGGGUGAGGAAGAGAGAGCUCUCUGAUGACCUCACAGCUAUUAGAUCUGGCUAUGUCUGUAGGCAGUCUACUCUUGGACCUCGGACUUCCCAUAUGUAAGGCAGUGGAUUCCUUUUAUUUGUUUUAGCUCAUGUACUUUGGCUUUUUUUCCCUUUCAGAGGUACCUUUCUACUGUUACACUUUCAUGACAGGUGGAUUUCUAGUUUUCCCAAGUUCAGAUUUUCAUUUACAGCAUAUCACAUUCAACUUAACUUCUCUAGGAAUGUUGCUGGGAAGCAGAUGUGGAGUUCUUAUAUAUAGACAGAAGCCAUUUUACCUGAGAAAUUCUUAAGAGACUCUGGGCUUUGUUUCCAGUUUCUGUUCCACACAGACAAGACCAUAGUGCUAGGGUAAUACAUGAGAGAGCCAUGUAGAAUUUGAGGAAGAAUCCCUGGAGAUUUCCUUUAACAAGGUUACACCACAGAUAGUAGUUAGUAGACUGGGGUUGCAACUCUUAACAUUGGCAUAGUUGUUAUGACAUGAGCCAGGGUAUGAGCAAGCAGAGUGUCUCUGUUACAAACUGAGCUCAUCCUAGGUCCUAAGAACUGGGUAUGUGAUGGUCCUUGAUGGAGAAAAAGAGGAGAGGGUGUUUCCAGGGCCCCAAUAUAGCUACCUACAGAGUUAAGUCUAGGACUGUAGAAGAAUGAGAUGCAAUGGUGGAGAGGCCCACAUCUGCUCUCAGGUGAGAGUAGCAGCAUUAUAUUUGGUUCAUUAGCCCUAUUCUGUCACUGUCCACUGUCUUCUUCCUUUUGGGUUCGAAGGGUCUAGCCUGUCAUAUACCCUUGAAAUACUGCAUGUCAGGGGAACUGCCCAUCCCAGUCUCCAACCUAGGGCCUCUUCAUAAUCAUAUAGAGCAUAAAUAAACGUCCCAGGAAACACACAGAGCUUAAUUUAUCAAAGGGCUUCCAAAUAAUUCCAAAAAGCUAC